Messenger RNA from Ostertagia ostertagi, 294 nucleotides. The record is from the annotation of a GenBank genome assembly. NCBI's taxonomy places the organism in Eukaryota, Metazoa, Nematoda, Chromadorea, Rhabditida, Trichostrongylidae.
AUGUUGAAUAUUUCCGGAAUGGAGUCUCGCUCAAAGUUUGCUUGCCUUAAUAUUGACGAUGAUUCUGAUGAGGAGUUCACCAGAGUAACCAACAACAAGGCUGCAUCGAAGAAAGGUGGACAGAAUGGAAUGGGCGGUCCGAAGGUGAAAAAUGGUGGCAAACUCGUGGUUCAUGCUAUAGAGAAGAGGCCAAAACCGAAGAAGAGCAAUAAGGACAAAGUUGUCGAUCCAACUACUGGAUUAGUUGUGCAAGGAGUCGACGAGAGUUACGCUUCAGAGCAGAAAUAUCGCGAG